Cucurbita moschata (crookneck pumpkin) is the source of this 558-nucleotide messenger RNA. RefSeq names its product putative lipid-transfer protein DIR1. The coding region runs from base 47 to 346 and encodes 99 amino acids. Lineage: Eukaryota; Viridiplantae; Streptophyta; Magnoliopsida; Cucurbitales; Cucurbitaceae. The record is from RefSeq and is a predicted model, not a curated record. Gene Ontology annotation, molecular function: fatty acid binding. Gene Ontology annotation, biological process: systemic acquired resistance. The transcript has a single exon.
CCCUCUUGAGUUCUCAAAAGAACUCAACAACGCACCACACAAAGCUAUGGAUAGAGCUAUGAGGGCUGUGGCUUUGGCUUUGGUUUUGAUGGCUGUGAUGGGUUUGGGUGAAGCUCAAACCAUUUGCAACAUGCCGGUUGCUGGUUUGUAUGCAUGUCGACCCGCGGUGACACCUCCGAACCCGACACCGCCGAAUGCCCAAUGCUGCAUGGCACUCUCGCAAGCUAACUUGCACUGCUUCUGCUCCUACCGGAACUCGGGAGCUCUUCCUUCUCUUGGCGUUGACCCUAAUCUUGCCAUGCAGCUACCUAAGAAGUGCAACCUUCCUAACUCUCCAAAUUGUUAAGAGGAAGCGUUGUUCAUGUUGUAUGGUUAAUUUAGCAUUACAGCUCACAUUUACGAAAAAGGGGUCUCUUUUUUCGAAGUUUGAACCAUAUUUACUGUUGGAUUAGUAGUGUAUGUUUGUUGUUUAUCUUCUAAUAUUUACUGGGUUUGAUGCUCUAUGUAUGAGUAAAUGUUCGGUUAAAAUAAUUAUGUGUUUCAUUAUGAUUUAGACUU